AUUUUCAUUAAAUCUAAUUUAUAAAUAGUUUAAACUAUGUUUUAAUGUAAAAUUUAUCCAUAAAUGGGCCAGAUGAUAGAGGUAAUUUUAAAUGACCGUUUGGGUCGUAAAAUAAGGGUAAAAUGCAAUUCGGAUGAUACAAUUUUGGACCUUAAAAAGCUUGUAGCUGCUCAAACAGGAACGAGACAUGAUAAAAUCCGUAUUCAAAAGUGGUAUACCGUAUACAAGGACCAUAUCACUUUGGAAGAUUACGAAAUAAAAGACGGAAUGGGUCUCGAACUUUUUUAUAACUAAAAUUUACCUUUUAAA
Molecule: messenger RNA, 309 nt
Organism: Theileria parva strain Muguga
Lineage: Eukaryota; Apicomplexa; Aconoidasida; Piroplasmida; Theileriidae
Gene: UBL5
Product: Ubiquitin-like protein 5
Exons: 3
Coding region: 64-294 (76 amino acids)
Biological process (GO): mRNA splicing, via spliceosome; protein modification process
Cellular component (GO): cytoplasm; nucleus
Molecular function (GO): protein binding; protein tag activity
Source: RefSeq, a predicted model, not a curated record